Molecule: messenger RNA, 1302 nt
Organism: Acaulospora colombiana
Lineage: Eukaryota; Fungi; Glomeromycota; Glomeromycetes; Diversisporales; Acaulosporaceae
Source: the annotation of a GenBank genome assembly
AUGGAACGACAUAAAUCAAAUACGUUCAGAAGCAAGCUGGCGGCAUAUACUCGAGAACUUCAUAAUAAAUAUUUACACAUAAUACUCAUCUUUGCGAUAGUUGUCAUUUUUCUAUACUGCAUAAAUAACUUGAAUAAUUCCCUCUUUACUUUUUCUAUUAACUCUUCGUCAGACAUUACAUCGAACAUUCCACCCUUCACGUCCAAUACUCGUCGGCGUCCUGCCCAAAAUCAUUCUGCUAGUUUUGAUCGUAUAGAAAAACAUUGUGGCAACAUAAAAUCCAUCCCAGUUAUACAAUGCCUCCGGUACCUUGACAAUAACGAAUCAGACUACAUCCUUCCUCACAACUCUAUUAAAGGUGUGUCCUCCCCACCGCCAAUUUGUAGCAGAGAUUACCCUCCGAUGUUGUUUCACGUAUUCUGGCAGGGUCCAAUUAACGACAAAUUAGCAUUUAUGAUGAAAUCCUUCCUUUUCAGUCAACCUCUCAACUGUUCCAUUCUUUAUGUAUGGUUGGACACCAGUUACAAUAAUCUCUAUCCUAAAUAUGAUCCACAUAUGCGUUUGCUGCACAGAUUUGUUCCUACCAUCAUCAGAUUCAAAUCGUGGAAUACUAGAAAACAGCUCUCCUCAAUUAGCAUGUUUUCUGGUCAAAUUGAUAAUCAAAAUUCAGUGACCUUAAGCGAUAUGGUACGAUUUGUGAUACUUUAUAAAUACGGUGGUAUAUACGUCGAUGCUGAUGUGCUUUUAAUGAGAGACAUGCGUCCCCUAUAUUAUGCGAAUUUUGAAUUCUCCUACCGUUGGAGUUACACUAAAGGAUACAAUACCGCUAUACUACGACUUCGACGACAUAGUCCAACAUCUAGGAGAAUAAUAGAGCGCGCAAUUAAAAACAAUAUGACAUUCCACCCGCAUCGUAUAAUGGAAUAUCUGUCUACGCCUGAAAAUUACACCAUGGAAAAAAUCGACCGACAGUUAUACAUGUUGCCCGUGGGAUUGUUUGAUCCGCUAUGGCUGAGAGAAGAUGGGCGACAGAUUGACCAUGAACUGAUCCCAAAUCUAACUAAAUUACAAGAUUUUUUCAACCCAGCUCUGAUACCUGGAGAAUUGAGAUCGAAUAACCGUACUCAAUCACCGUUAGACGUGAGAAAGCCAGAGGGGUUUUUUCCAGGGUCGUUUGCCUAUCAUUGGCACAAUAAUUGGGCAGUUCCAAUUCAUCCUACCUCGUGGGCGGGUGUACUACAAACGGCAUAUGAUGAGUUUUUAAUGAGAUUGCGAAGGAACUUGUAUAACGAAUAUAUAUAG